Molecule: messenger RNA, 3932 nt
Organism: Lynx canadensis (Canada lynx)
Lineage: Eukaryota; Metazoa; Chordata; Mammalia; Carnivora; Felidae
Gene: DCAF12
Product: DDB1 and CUL4 associated factor 12
Exons: 9
Coding region: 571-1932 (453 amino acids)
Cellular component (GO): Cul4-RING E3 ubiquitin ligase complex
Molecular function (GO): protein binding
Source: RefSeq, a predicted model, not a curated record
GGGAUUCCUUCUCCGAGCCGGGUUAGUUGUCUUCACUUCCGGGUGCCUGCGGAUGAGUAGGCGGGGGUCCAAGGUCAGCGGCCAGAACGCAGAUUGCUUUGACCCCUGGGCUUCCACUUCCAGCGGCACUCUGACGACCGUUGGAAAUGCGCGGGCGGCAGCAAAACUACAGCCGCGAAUUUACCACUUGCAGACCCUAAACCCCACCCCUGAAGGCCAGGCGGCGUCUCCGUGGCGACGUGCAGCGAAGUGCGGCUGCGCAAGGGUGACGGAGCGAGGGCGAAGGGGAGGGGGUGUUUUGGUUCCAGCCGCUCGCCGUCCUUUCAGACUUGUUCGUCUGAAAGCUUCUCGUUCCUUCCUUCCCUAACCCCUUCCCUUUCCCUUUCCCUUUCCCGGCCCCGGUCCUCCCUCCCUCCUUUCCCUUCUGCCUGCCUCCCUGGGUCCGGGCCAUUUUCCGGGCCAGGCGCUUUAAAGUGCGUGGCCCCGGGGCCCAGUAUAUGACCCGCCGUCUUGCUAACCCUCGCUACCCCCGCCCCAUGUGGCUGCGGGGCCGCUGCGGCGCUGCCCACUAUGGCCCGGAAAGCAGUUAGCAGGAAGCGGAAAGCGCCUGCCUCGCCAGGAGCUGGGAGCGACGCUCAGUGCCCGCAGUUUGGCUGGGAUCACUCACUUCACAAAAGGAAAAGACUCCCCCCGGUGAAGAGAUCCUUAGUGUACUACCUGAAGAACCGAGAAGUCAGGCUUCAGAAUGAAACCAACUAUUCUCGAGUGUUGCAUGGCUAUGCAGCACAGCAACUUCCCAGUCUCCUGAGGGAGAGAGAGUUUCAUCUUGGAACCCUUAAUAAAGUGUUUGCAUCUCAGUGGCUGAAUCAUAGGCAAGUGGUGUGUGGCACCAAAUGCAACACGCUAUUUGUAGUGGAUGUGCAGACAAGCCAGAUCACCAAGAUUCCCAUUCUGAAGGACCGGGACCCUGGAGGUGUGACCCAGCAGGGCUGUGGUAUCCAUGCCAUUGAGCUGAAUCCCUCCAGAACUCUGUUAGCCACUGGAGGAGACAACCCCAACAGUCUUGCCAUUUACCGGCUGCCUACGCUAGAUCCUGUGUGUGUGGGUGAUGAUGGACACAAGGAUUGGAUCUUUUCCAUUGCAUGGAUCAGUGAUACUAUGGCGGUAUCUGGCUCACGUGAUGGCUCUAUGGGACUCUGGGAGGUGACAGAUGAUGUGUUGACCAAAAGUGAUGCAAGGCACAAUGUGUCACGGGUCCCUGUGUAUGCUCACAUCACUCACAAGGCCUUAAAGGACAUUCCCAAGGAGGACACAAAUCCUGACAACUGCAAGGUCCGGGCUCUGGCCUUCAACAACAAGAAUAAGGAAUUGGGAGCAGUGUCUCUGGAUGGUUACUUUCAUCUCUGGAAGGCUGAAAAUACACUGUCUAAGCUCCUCUCCACCAAACUGCCAUAUUGCCGUGAGAAUGUGUGCCUGGCCUAUGGUAGUGAAUGGUCGGUGUAUGCAGUGGGCUCCCAAGCUCAUGUCUCCUUCUUGGAUCCACGGCAGCCAUCAUACAACGUCAAGUCUGUUUGCUCCAGGGAGCGAGGCAGUGGGAUCCGGUCAGUGAGCUUUUAUGAGCAUAUCAUCACUGUGGGCACAGGGCAGGGUUCCCUGCUGUUCUAUGACAUCCGAGCUCAGAGAUUCCUGGAAGAGAGGCUCUCAGCUUGUUAUGGGUCUAAGCCCAGACUAGCAGGGGAGAAUUUGAAACUAACCACUGGCAAGGGCUGGCUGAAUCAUGAUGAAACGUGGAGGAAUUACUUUUCGGACAUUGAUUUCUUCCCCAAUGCUGUUUACACCCACUGCUACGACUCGUCCGGAACGAAACUCUUUGUGGCAGGAGGUCCCCUCCCUUCAGGGCUCCAUGGAAACUAUGCUGGGCUCUGGAGUUAAUGACAACUAACUCUUUCCCAAAAUGUAGAGAUUUACACUAACUUCCAUCCUUAGUUUCCUUGUUUCUUUUGAUUUUCUUCCAAUUGUUUGAGGCCCUCAUUUUAGUGGGAACACAAGAGUUUGCCUAUGGUUUAGGCACUUGACAGGAAGCUCUGUACAGAAAUCUGAAGUGUUUUUUGUUGUUUUUUCCUUUUUUCGCUUUUGGUAAUCAGAGUUUCUUCUGUCUUUUUUCUUUCUGGCUUCUCAACCAAACAUUGUUAAUUCUUAUUUGUAUUUUUUCUUUAAGUGACACACACUUUCCCCUCUCUGGCUUCUGGCAGAGGCUGGCAUAGUCAUUCUCACCCUUACUUCACUCUUGAGAGGUAGGGUUCCUUUAUAAUUAUGUGGUUGCUGUCAGACUUUCUGUGAAAGUUUGGGGGCUGUCUUUGUGUGUGUGUGUGUGUGUGUGUGUGUGUGUGAGAGAGAGAGAGCGAGAGAGAGAAAGAGAACUUGUGUGCCUGCAAAUACCGUGUGUCACUGAAAUUACCUGGAGUAAGAAUUACUUGUAAUUAAAAUAUUUAUAAAAGAAACAACUUUAUUCACAGAGUCAGCUUUGGGACUAGUCUUUAUCUUGUUUUUUUAAAGUCUAACAGCACUGAUUAUAGGAAGUAAAAACAGAAAGAAAAACAGUCACCACCAGGAAAACCCUUUGAGUUAGAUGGCAGGCUUCCUGGUGACUUUCAUGCCAGGACUCCAGGGUGAUCCAUCCCCUACCUGUCUUCCCAACCUUGUGUUCCCCAGGUGAGAACACUUCUCUGUGUCAUUUCCAUGUCAUCGUCCCAUCUACUGAGCCAGUGGCCACUCCCCUAAAACAUCAGGGUUUCCAGAUGCAGUUCUCGAGGCUGCAGAAGCAUUGGUAGAACUUGGUAAAGAGAAUCCCUAUCCCAGUCUUCCUUUUCCUUCCCUCAAACAAGACCUGAUAUGGUAUCUCAGGGGCCUGGAGCAGGGGGCCUUACAUUAGCUAAGAUUCACAUACUCAGUCCCCUUGGCUUUGUGGAGAAACUUCUCCUUUGCCUUUCUUCUAAUCUUGUGGGUUUUGCUUUGCUUUUCUAAAUUGGGUUCAGUCCAGGAGGGUGGGGGUAAGCAGGGGGUUUAUCUGUGUGUAGCGAGUGCUUCAUGUGUGGAAUGUUCAUUUUCUUAUUACAGUGGGGCUGGGGUUGAAGCCACCUCUCCCACUCUGUUGGCUUAGCCCCACGGUGGUGGUGGUGGCCUAGAGCCAGCGACAUUGUGCAUGUAAAAGCAUUGAUGUGAUUAGUAAUUUGUUCCUCCCUUGAACUGUGUUUAGUCUGAGGUUUUGAAACUUGCAGGCAACUGACUGACCGUGAUGUCCAGUUAUUCCUUGCUUUUUACGCAUCAUGUUGCAGAUAGCAGCUGUUCCCACCCACAAAUUCCUCCUCCAUUCUAAGCACAUACUCUGCUUCUGUCAACAGCCCAUCCUGGGGGAAAGGAAAAGUCUUAUUUAUUCCUGCACUCUCAUUUCUAAAUUGCUCUCCCAGUUAUCCCCCUCUGCUCUGGGUGUAAGUGGGGAGAUGGAAAAAAAGAGUGCCUUCUCCUUGGUAAUGGGGGCUGGUGGGGGAGGAGACAGCAAGUCCACCCUAUCUUGGUUAUACAAGGCACAUACCACAGGUUCUAGAAUUCUCAUCUUCUAACCUAGAGAAAUAGGUGCUAUAAACAGGGAAUUAAGUAAAAUGCUGGAUACUAUAGAUCUUUUAAUUGUCUUAAUUUUUUUUCUAUUCUUAAACUACAGGCUGUAGAUUUCUUAGUUCUCACAGAACUUCUAUCAUUUUAAACCAACUUGUAUAUUAAAAAAAAAAAAAAAAAGAUCUUAAGUAGGAUGUUUUGUACUGUUGCCAGACCCUCUUCUGUGAUGGGUAAUACGUUUGAUUGUUUGAGAUUUUGUUUUUAAAAAUGUAGCACUUGACUUUUUGCCAAGUAAAAAAAUAAAUAUUAUUCCAGUUGCA